Molecule: messenger RNA, 1784 nt
Organism: Dermatophagoides pteronyssinus (European house dust mite)
Lineage: Eukaryota; Metazoa; Arthropoda; Arachnida; Sarcoptiformes; Pyroglyphidae
Product: rhotekin-2-like
Biological process (GO): signal transduction; actomyosin contractile ring assembly; mitotic cytokinesis
Cellular component (GO): actomyosin contractile ring
Source: RefSeq, a predicted model, not a curated record
UCUAUGGGCAAUUUAUUCUUUUCAAAAUUUAUUUGAUCUUGAAAGCGACAAAUAUUAUGUGAAUUAUUUGUUAUAGAAAAUAGUGUGAUAACAAAGAUAACAGAUAUGGGUAACCGUUUGGAUAAACCAAUUAUUAUUGGUGGUGGUGAUGGUCCAUCAUCAUCAUCAUCCAAAUUAUCAGUGUCAUUAUCAUCGGUAGCAGCUCGAAAAAAUUCAACAUCAUCUUUUUUUAAAAGACCACGUUUUGCAUCAUCAUCACUUCGAUUAACAUCAUUAUCAUAUCAUCGAAAUCGUCGAUCAUUAUCAUCAUCAUCACCAUCGGCACCAUCAUCUCGUAUAAUUAAUAAUGGUGCCUAUUUUCUUCGCCAAAUUGCCGAUAAUUAUCAUGAAUAUGAUUUACAACAGAAAAUCGAUCUGGAAAUCAAAAUGCGUGAAGGCACAUCUAAAUUAUUGGCCGCUUGUAAACAUAUGAAUCAAAGUUUAGAGGCAGCUAAAUCUUUGCUUACAUCCGAUAUGCGUUUGGCGGAAUUUCGUAAAGAACUUCAAAAACGUAAACAUCGUAUUAAUAAUAAUAAUAAUAAUCAUAAAUUUUCUAGAACCGAUACAGUCUUUAAAGCUAAAGCAUCAGUUUCAGACAUUCGAAUACCAUUGAUAUGGAAAGAUAGUGAUUAUUUUAAAAACAAAGGCGAUUAUCGUCGAUUCGCUGUAUUUUGUUUGCUCAAAAUUGGUACUGAAAUCUAUGAUACGAUUAUGGUGAAUAUAGAUCGUAAUACCACCGAUAUAUGCUUUGAUGAUACAUUUCAUUUUAAUUGUGUUGAACCUAAUUUUACAUUUGAUCUAUAUAUUUAUGCACGAAUUCUACAUGAUGAUCUAUCAAUGGCAUCUACACAUAAAAAAAUUACGCAUAAAAUAUCUAAUUCAUUGUCCAGGAGUUUUGGACGUAAAAUGAUCAAUUAUAAAGAUGAUUUUGAUCCUGAAACUGGACCAAAAUUCUACCUGAUUGCUCGUUCUACAUUGAACUUAAAAGAUUCGGCCGAUCUAAUCAAAACAUAUGAUCUAGAUAUUGAAGAAGAAUUGGAUAAAAAUCUACAAUUACCUUUGUUUGGACAUUUUUGUUGCCGUUUAGCUGUACAACCAGAAUGUUUGCUCAAAGAUUAUUAUUCUGGUAUUGUUAGAUCGAUCGAUUCCAAUGAAAUGUUCUGGUCAGUAUUGUCUAAAUUUAAAUUGAAUCUAUGGCACAUGAAAACCGAAUUGAAAGAUGAGCCAGCCUAUCUUAAACAUACGGCUAGUAAACGUUCGCCGGAUAUAAUAAUACCGAUCAGUAAUCAAACAAAAAUUAGCCAACAAGAACAAACUUUGAUCCAACUAAUCAACAAUGAUAUAACAUUCACAUUCGAAUCGAUCAAUGAUAAACAAAACGAAUGGUUUCGUUGUUUAAUCAAAUGUAGAGAGGAUUUUAUUGCAUGGCAGCCAAUUGCCGAAUAUAAUAUGGAAUUGGCGCCCAUUUCACAUCAUCGUUCACAAUACCUGUUUCAUGAUCGUCCCACGGGAGCAUCACUAUAUAAUGAAACAUCCAUACAAGAUUAUGAAUUUCGAAAAAAACAUCAUUCAAGUUUUUCUCACCCACAUCAUAAUCAUCAACAAUUUAAUACCGGUCAUUCAUACAGUUUGUCAUCGAAGCCUGUUUAAUAAAAAUAAUGACCAUCGCAAUCACCAAACACCACCAACAAUUCAUUUUUUCAUCACUGUAAAUAACAAAUUGAAUCAGACUUAUUUUUUGAUUG